This is a messenger RNA of Aphanomyces astaci, 1187 nucleotides long. RefSeq lists its product as hypothetical. The transcript has a single exon. The record is from RefSeq and is a predicted model, not a curated record. Gene Ontology annotation, biological process: lipid metabolic process. NCBI's taxonomy places the organism in Eukaryota, Oomycota, Saprolegniomycetes, Saprolegniales, Verrucalvaceae. Gene Ontology annotation, molecular function: phosphoric diester hydrolase activity. Bases 69 to 1169 code for a protein of 366 amino acids.
GUUCAGAGGGACGUCCACCACCUAAAUGCAAUUGCAUUUCAAAUUAACCACGCCUGUGUACAAUCACCAUGAAGGCCGUCAUGGUUUUGGCAGUGUUGACACUUCCUGGCAUGACAGCUACAACAACCCUUCGACAAGCCAGCGGCGACAUGCCCACUGACUCUAGGGUUACUGAUGGAGGGAAUAACAACACUAUGGAGAAAAUGUUAACGUCUACUACGGCGGUAUCAUCAACUGCGUGCAAUGGCUACGUUGGCUAUUGCAAUCAAACACUGGGCCAAGUGCUUUGGAUAGGGGCGCACAAUGCACUCACGGACACGGGGUUUGCAUUGCAGCGCAACCAAUUCGUCAGUGGCCCUGCUUUGUUGGACGCUGGCAUUCGGUACUUGGACAUUGACACAUGCGCCUUCGUGGCGAAUGCGAAGCGAACGGUUCCGAUGAUCUGUCAUGGCUAUGAAUGGUACCUAGCCCAAGUGCACCAACCAACCGUCGCAGGGCUGUUGCCUAUCAAGCAAUGGCUGGACAAGCACCCCCACGAGGUGAUCGUUCUCAACUUUGGCGACAUUGCGGACUUCACCGCAGUGAAUAUCCGAGGCAUCGCCACAUCUACUCUCCAGUUGCGAGAUGAACUGUCUUAUGUGGUGCGCCAAGUGUUUGGAUCGAUGGCCAUCUGGCGAGACGAGCCUUGGGACGCCGCCGUCAACUCCAACAAGGCCACGCUAGGCGAUUUGAUAGCCGCGAAUCGCCGUGUGGUGGUCAAUGUAGGCAUCAGCCGCAGCGACAGCCCCAACGCCUGGGGGCAGAGCGAUCGUGUGUGUCGUGAAGCGUGGUAUCCCGUUGCCCUUGAAUGGAACGACGACCACACCGACUACAAUUGGGCUCCCGUCGUGCAACUUGUGGACGACACCAUGCGCAGCCCAUGUGCCACCAACCCACAGCUCCUCAACAAGUUAGAAUUCCAGUUCCACAACGCGUUGGGCGGAUCCAUCGACGCGGCUUCGGUCGGCGUCGCUCUGAAUGUGUACAUGGAGUCCCUGGUGCGGCGAAACGGCCCAAUCGACAAGGCGCCAUACUUCCCUUUCAACUUGAUCCUCACCGACCAUGCUGACAAGUGGAAGUCGUAUUACCCCAAUUGGCAUCGUCGUCACUUGAAAUAUCUUGAACGCUAGCUUGGGUUGAUUAUUCAC